Messenger RNA from Arxiozyma heterogenica, 1494 nucleotides. It is a transcript of the gene HSM3, whose product is annotated as Hsm3p. The transcript has a single exon. NCBI's taxonomy places the organism in Eukaryota, Fungi, Ascomycota, Saccharomycetes, Saccharomycetales, Saccharomycetaceae. The record is from RefSeq and is a predicted model, not a curated record. Bases 1 to 1494 code for a protein of 497 amino acids.
AUGACUGAGAUUGAAGAACUUAUUCGAAAGUUUAAUGAUUUAGUGGCAAAUCUUGUUUCUAAAAAUGCCAAUGAUGUCAAUAAAUUGGUUGAAAAAUUGAACACCACCAUUACUCAAUGCUCAUUACAAUUAAAUGUUCUGACAAAAAUCCCGUUUUCUACUGAACAGACAUUGUUAUCGAUUAAAAAACUGUUACUGUUUUCUUCUUCACUUUCUUCUUCUUCUUCUAUAAUUGAAAAUUUAGAUUAUGAUACAUUAUCAGAAUUUUUAAAUAUUUUGAUUAAUUUGACUUCAUUUGAAGAUAUUUUAAAAAUUUUCAAUAUUGGAGAUUUACAAAUGGCAUUAAAAUCUGGUACAGUUCCUUUAAUUCAAUCUGCAUGUUUAAUUAUAUCAAAUUCCUAUCCAAAAGGAAUCUUUGCUUCUACAAUAAUAUUUGAUAUUCUGUUAGAUUUAUAUUUUAAUGAAGACAUAUCGAUUAGUAUAAUUAAUGAGAUUGAUAAAAUUUGGGUGAGAUUACUGUCUGAUCAAUUAAUAAGAGAUAACAUAUUAAAAAAUAACUAUAAAUUGUUAGAGGUAAUCAAGAAAAAUUUGAAGCCAACCCCUACAGUUAGAUUAUUAAAUUUAUUAAACAUUUUACUAGAAAAUAUGCAUUCACAAAAUGAAUUUAAUUCCAAUAUAUUUAUUUUCUCCAAUGAUACAAUAUUAAAAAUCCUUCAUGACGAUAUUUUAUUGUUCUUGCAUAUAAUUAAAUAUUAUAGUGAAUGGUUUACUUAUAUUAGGAAUAACCAGAAUUAUUAUUGGCUAUUAGAAUAUUUAAAACCAAUUAUAUUUUUAAUGGGUUCAAUUUUUGAUCAAAGAGAUCAAUACCCUGAUUUAAUAUAUUUUGCCAAGAUCCCAGUUUUCAAAUUCUUUCAAGAAGUUUCAUAUUUACCAUCUUCGUCAAUUGAAUCAGAUAUGCAAAUAUUUAAGGACCUAGAUGAAAAAUAUUUACAUGUAUCAAUAGAAAAUGAAUUUAUUAAUGAUUAUUUAUCAUUUAUUAAUCCAGACUAUUUGUACAGGUUCUACAGAUCAAUUAUAGAUAAUUAUGUUGUUUUGACUGCAACACAAUUACUAAUUUUUAGAAAUUUGAUUUCAAGUAAGAGUACAUUUGAAUUAAUCCAAAAUAAAUUGGACGCAGAAUCAAUACUUUCAUUACCUUAUUUAGAGCAAAUGGUUCUUUUAGAGAAAAUGACAAAAUAUGAAUAUUCAAUAAACUACUUGAUUUACCAAUUGCCGAAGGUUAUGACAAAUUUAAUUGACAAUAAUGAUAAUCAUAUAAAAGAGCCAGAAACUGUACAAUUAAGAAGUGAAAUUAUAGAUGCUUUGAUAAAAUUGUCCCCUGAAGUUUUAAAUGUUUGGUAUAAACCAUUAAAGGCUGAAUAUGUUAAGGUUUGUAAUAAUGUCGAUACAAAUAGAGUAGAACAACCAAUUGUUGCAAGUUCUUUUAGUCAAUAA